Paramecium octaurelia is the source of this 759-nucleotide messenger RNA. Lineage: Eukaryota; Ciliophora; Oligohymenophorea; Peniculida; Parameciidae. The record is from the annotation of a GenBank genome assembly.
AUGUGUAUCGUAUUUGAAAUUGAAGUUAGCCCUGUAUUAAGUCGAUCUUCAAAUAAUCGACCUGACUUUUCCUUACCAUAAUGUGAUAACAAUAGUGAAGAUGCUUCUUUUGAACCUAGCAUUAGUUCUGAGUAGAAAUUAGCAUAAAGUAUAUUCGAAAUAACUGAGUAAAAGAAAGAAACUAAACUACCUCUCGAUAGAGAUUUAGAGAGCAGUCAAGAUUAGCUCCUUAAGAUAAAAAAUAAAAAGUGGGGUACCAAGGGUCUCAGGAUAAUGUUCUUUAUGACUAAAUUUGUAAAACAAAUGAAAAAUCAUUCAACCUAAGUAAAAUUUAAAUCUUUAAAUGGGAACAUUCUAAAAUUAAUAUCAGAUGCUGCAAGUGAUUCAGAUGUGUUAUUGUAGAAACAUUUGAAUAAAAUUUAAAUUCUCAGUUAAAAUUUAAAAUGGGGUCUUAGCCACAUUCCGAUUAUAGAUCCGGAUUCUAAUUUUAAGGUGAUGUGGGAUAUGUUUCUGUUAAUUUAAAUAAUCUUGAAUAUUUUUUAUAUCCCAAUGAAAAUAGGAUUUGGCUUUUAAAAUGAGGGGAUACUGUACUAAUUCUUUUUUGAAUCCUUACCCUCUUGGACCUUCAUUAUAGAUAUCAUCAUAAAUUUCUUCACUGCUUAUUACAGUAAGGNUAACAUCUGCUUCGGUUGUUUUUUUUAGAAUCCUAAGGAAUUCAUCAAUUACUUUCUCUUCAAUGAACAAGCUAACAAAUCUUGA